Vicia faba (fava bean) is the source of this 1380-nucleotide messenger RNA. NCBI's taxonomy places the organism in Eukaryota, Viridiplantae, Streptophyta, Magnoliopsida, Fabales, Fabaceae. The record is from the annotation of a GenBank genome assembly.
AUGAAUAAGUCACGAAAAAACCGUUCAAGCAUAUUCCGGGGCCACCCUGGCCGGCGAUCAGUGGAUAACCGGCCAUGUUCCCGGAUUAUCCCGUCCAUUUUCUCCGGCACCGGCGUUUCCCAUGCCAAAUCUGUUGAUGGAGAUGACUACUCCGACGUCUUUGGAGGCCCGCCAAGAUCACUUAUCGUCCACAAAUUCUCUAACUCCGAUUCGUUGUACGAAGAAAUCAUCCGCAUGCCGGAGUUCACACCUCCGGCGGAGAAGUGUGACAUAACCUUGCCGGUGUUCAGGAUUCCGGCGAGAAACGAAGGAUUUUUCAGCGAUAUUUUUGGGUCCGACGAUGACCGGAAAUCAAGAGAGCGGUCUGGGUCCCUGUCAAAGGCAAAUUCGUCGUCAGCACUGAGUUCGGAGGAAUUAAGCCCUUGCCGGACGACCAUCGGAGACGACGUGCCACUGUCUGGUCUUGCUUCAAAGCUGAGGCCAAUCAGUGUCCCAUGGAAAUGGAACUCAUCAACUAUUGUACCUGAAGAAUACCCAAGUAAACAAGAGGUAUCAUUUUUUCCAUGCAAUGUUCAAUCAUUUGAAAAUAAUGAAUGCAAGCCAAACUUCAAAAGCUCUCCUCAUGGAUUCUCGAAAAGAGUCUCAUCCCCGGAAACAAUUAGUCUCGGAUCCUGUUCAUAUCAAGGUGUCAAAGUAUUCGCCGAUGACUCAGAGUUCAAUUCUCCAUCUGAAUCAAAAUGUUCAUUUCAUGAUCAAGUCCUUUCAGAACAAAUUAUACAACAGGAUGAUGAUGAUGGUGAGAGUGAUGAUGAUUGCAGUGAUGAUGACGAUUGUAUGAGCUCUUAUGUCAUAGAGAUUAACUCUGACCUCAGAAAGGGAGAAUGUGAAGCAUCAGACAUUGAUGAAGCAAUUGCAUGGGCCAAAGAGAAGUUUCAAUCAGGAAGCUCCGAUGAAGAGUCGAGAAUGAAAAACAAUAGCAAUGAGCAGACUGUUCAAAGACAAGGAAGCCCUGAUGCAAGUGAAUACCAUGAUAAUGAAAUUAGAAAUAUUCAACCUCCUAAGAAGCAAGAGACAGACACAGAGAAGUUGGAUGAAAAUAUAAGAAUGUGGUCAUAUGGCAAAGAAACUGACAUCAGGCUACUGCUCUCAACACUACACCAUAUUCUAUGGCUGGAGAGCGGCUGGUAUACUAUUUCACUUGUGAAUCUAAAGGAAAACUCACAGGUGAAAAGGGCUUAUCAGAAAGCAAGGUUAUGCCUACAUCCAGACAAACUACAACAAAAAGGAGCAACAUUCCUUCACAAGUAUCUUGCAGAGCAAGCUUUCUCCAUUCUUCAGGAUGCAUGGGCUGCAUUCAUUUCUGAAGAUGUUUCAUUUUGA